AUGAGAGCUGAUCGGCUUACCACUAUUUCAUAUUUCGAGGAUCAUGGAAAGAAUGAGCGCCACUCUACUUUAAAACUGUUGAAUAAUGAACGUGAACUGCCAGCUGUUCCAAGGGAUGAAAUCGUUUAUCGAGUGUCAGAUGACGUCAUUUAUGCGUGGAAUUCGAUUUGUGUGCAGCCAUUGAUUGCAGUUGCUCUCACUGGAUUGAUAAUCAGCAUUGCCUUCUUCAAUUUUGCCGGCACAACGGUCACGAAGAAUUUAUCGGCGACCACACGAACUGUUGUUGAUUGUGCCCGAACGAUCAUCAUUUGGGCAGCUGGCAUACCACUUUUCGGGCAGAAAUUCAUUCCUCUGCAGCUAAUCGGCUUCGCUCUGCUUAUCGUUGGCAUGUGUGUCUACAACGACAUCGCAUUCGGACCAUGGUAUCGUCGGAAAGUUCUGCCUAAGAUGGACAGCUCCCAUUGUGCAGCUAGGUGA
This is a messenger RNA of Cooperia oncophora, 477 nucleotides long. The record is from the annotation of a GenBank genome assembly. NCBI's taxonomy places the organism in Eukaryota, Metazoa, Nematoda, Chromadorea, Rhabditida, Trichostrongylidae.